AAUAAUUGAGUGAAAUUGUGAAUUUUAUUUUUUAGCUCUCAAUUUUUUUGUAAAAUCUACUGGUAACUGGGACAUUCCAUUCAAAUUAGAAAUUAGAGAAUACUAAACUUUAAUUGGGCAGUGAAAUAUUCCAAUGUAUUUAUAUCCAUAGUGUUUGAAUAGGGAAUUGCUUUCAGUAAAUCUUAAUCAAAAAUGUUGUAUUCCAUUGCUUCUGUAUUUUAAGGAUGUUUCUUUACUUUAAUUGUGAAUUUAUACAGUGCAUUUACUUCUGAAUCAUCUGUAAAUAAACAAAAAACGAAGGUACAAGCAUGGAGACAGACGAGGACAUAAGCCGGGGGAACCUGCUGGACGGCAUGCCGCCCAUGAGCUGCGACGGCGGCAUCGAGGGCGCCGUCGGCACAGGCUCCAACGACAUCGGAGACAUGACCUUCUGCAUGGGCAACUAUAUCUCCGACUUUAUGAAGAUGAUGUUCACAAUGCGGUCCCACCACAUGCUCACAGAUGUCGUGUUAGAAGUCGGCAAUGAACUAUUUCAUGUACACAAAGUGGUAUUAGCAGCUGGUAGUCCGUACUUUAAGGCGAUGUUCACGAGCGGCCUGAAAGAGAGCGAGAUGUCGCGGGUGCGGUUGCAGGGGGUGUGUCCGUCGGCCAUGGCGUGGCUGGUGUACUUCAUGUACACUGGCAAGGUCAGGAUCACAGAGGUCACGGUCUGUCAGCUGCUGCCCGCCGCUACUAUGUUCCAGAUCGCGAAUGUGAUCGAGGCGUGCUGCGCAUUCCUGGAGCGGCAGCUCGACCCGUCCAACGCCAUCGGCAUCGCCAACUUCGCCGAGCAGCACAGCUGUGUCGACCUCAAGCAGAAAGCCAACCAGUUCAUCGAGAGGCAUUUUAGUCAGGUGUGUCAAGAAGAAGAGUUCCUGCAACUGACGCCGCAGGAGUUGAUAUGUCUCAUACGAAAAGACGAGCUGAAUGUACGAGAAGAACGAGAAGUGUACAAUGCUGUUUUGAGUUGGGUGAAAUACGACGAGGACAGGCGGCACCCGCGUAUGGAGCACAUCUUACAAGCGGUGCGGUGCCAGUACCUCACCCCCAGCUUCCUCAAGGAGCAGAUGAGCACCUGCACCGUGCUGCGGAAAGUGCCCGCCUGCAGGGAAUACCUCGCCAAGAUCUUUCAGGACCUAACCCUACACAAGAAGCCGGUAGUAAAGGAACGUCGACCGAACACACCUAGAAUCAUAUACGUGGCCGGAGGGUACUUCAGACACUCGAUAGACACGUUCGAGGCUUUCAACCUGGAUGACAACGCGUGGACGACGUUACCCAGGCUGACUGUACCCAGGUCCGGAUUAGGCGCUGCAUUUCUUAAGGGUUUGUUCUACGCGGUGGGCGGGCGCAACACGUCGCCGGGCUCGUCGUACGACAGCGACUGGGUGGACGUGUACAACCCCGCCAGCGAGCUGUGGCGGCCGUGCAGCCCCAUGUCCACCCCGCGGCACCGGGUGGGCGUGGCCGUCAUGGACGGGCUGCUCUAUGCCGUCGGGGGGUCCGCCGGCUCCGAGUACCACAAGUCUGUCGAAUGUUACGACCCAGAAACGGACAAAUGGACGUCAGUAGCGCCGAUGGGGUGCGCGCGACUCGGCGUGGGGAUAGCGGUUGUCAACAGACUACUGUACGCUGUGGGCGGCUUCGACGGAGCCAGGAGGAUCAAUACCGUCGAGUGCUACCACCCCGAGAACAACUGCUGGACUGAAGUCGCCGCUAUGGCUGUGGCGAGGAGUGGGGCGGGCGUGGCGGCAAUGAACCAGUACAUCUACGUGGUGGGCGGCUACGACGGGUCGGCGCAGCUGUCGUCGGUGGAGCGCUACGACACGGAGCGCGGCGUGUGGGAGCCCGCCGCGCCCGUCGCCGUGGCGCGCUCCGCGCUCUCGCUGGCCGUGCUCGACAACAAGCUCUACGCCAUGGGUGGUUACGACGGCACGUCGUUCCUGGACAUCGUGGACGUGUACGACCCGGCCACCAACACGUGGACCAGCGGCACGCCGCUGACGUCCGUGCGCUCGGGACACGCCUCCGCCGUGUGCUACCAGCACGUGACGCCGCACUCCGACAACAGAGAACAAACACCCACGGUCAUCAAGAAGCUAGGCAAGCGACCCUCCGCGCCCGGCCCGGGCCCCUCCAACGCCUCGGGUACACCUAGAAACGACGACAUACCAAUGGCGAACAAUAUCAUAGGCACAUUAUCAAAUACCCGAGUAUGCUUAUAGCAUAAGUGAUAGUAGACAUUCCUUUUCCAAUUAUUGUGAGCGGUUGUGUAUUUGAAAGAUUAUGUUCAAGUCCGUAGUCAGGAGACCCAGGUUUGUUAUGAGACCGGUUAUUUGACCGAUUUUGUUUCGUCAUGGACAUAAUGCCACAUUUUAUAACUACCCACCAUAUUCUACUAGUUUAAAUGUAUUUUUCGUAAAAGACCCUGCUACGGACAAACGAUUGACGAAAUAAAACAUAACAAGACAUCACGCCUAUGUCCCCAAAGGGGUAGGUGGAGGUGUAUAGCAUAAAAAUAUGCAAUAAAACAUGAUUGGUUAAAUUUAGUUUCUCAUAAGUUGACUUUGCUGUAAUUUAUGUAAUAACCUAAAUAAGGCCUAGUCCUACACGUAGUGGGGAAAUAUACCUCUCUAAUCACGCCAUUAUCAUUCCGUCUACAUCUUUUAUGAGAUAUAUUCUGUAAAUGUUUUAUUUCGUUAUACAGUGUGCAAUACAGUAGACAACUUCAUUGCAUAGACGCAACAUACGUUUCAGUCCAUUUUAUAAUGCUCGAGUGUCAUAAACAGGUGAACAAGAAUAGUGAUAAGUAGCCAUAUGAAAUGUUAAUUGUAUUUUUAAGCAAAUAGGUAAUUUAAAUUGUAGAUAAAUAUAUAUAUUUGAUAAGUGAUCAGUUCAUUUGAGGUGCUAUUCAAAUAAAUGGCAAUUAAUGUUAUUUGUGCAUGUUUACAAUUUAGAUAAGUUUAUAAUUUUGUAUUUUAUACGUAUUCCAUUGGUUUUGUAUGUAUUUUUUACAUAUUGCAUGUAUGUGUAUCAACGUUUUGUAUAUGAAGUACAUGUGUCGUAUUCCCCAGCCGUUGCUACUCGAAUUUAUGUUUGGCCAGACCGUAAGACAAUAACUGCCAAUAAUUUGUAUAGUCGAUUUGUUGUGCUGUAUUGAAGCUAUUUAGCGUGAUUUUAUAUAGGAAAAUUGUAAAUAUUAGUGAGAAAGGAUUAUUUAUUACUCAUAAGGACAAAUAAAGACUGUUACGGGAAUAA
Pectinophora gossypiella (pink bollworm) is the source of this 3297-nucleotide messenger RNA. RefSeq names its product kelch-like ECH-associated protein 1B (gene Keap1). The coding region runs from base 309 to 2264 and encodes 651 amino acids. The record is from RefSeq and is a predicted model, not a curated record. Lineage: Eukaryota; Metazoa; Arthropoda; Insecta; Lepidoptera; Gelechiidae. Gene Ontology annotation, molecular function: protein binding. The transcript is spliced from 12 exons.